AUGAAUGCUCCAGAUAGAUUCGAGCUAUUCUUGCUCCCGGAGGGAGAGGCAAAACUGAAAAUUGAGCCCGACACGAAGGCUCCAAACGCGGUGAUCGUGACGUUUGAAAAAGAAGAUCACACAUUGGCAAACAUCAUUAGAGGAGAGCUGUUGGAGGACGAAAAAGUGCUCUUCGCGGCGUAUAAAGUAGAGCACCCGCUUUUUGCGCGGUUCAAAAUGCGUAUCCAAACAGCAGAGGGGUAUGAUCCCAAGGAAGCUCUUAAAAAUGCUUGCAAUAACAUUAUCAGUAAACUGGGCCAGCUGCAAUCUAACUUUGAGACUGAAUGGAAUCUGCAGACGCUGGCCUCUGAAGAAAACUAUGUGUGA
Molecule: messenger RNA, 366 nt
Organism: Lachancea mirantina
Lineage: Eukaryota; Fungi; Ascomycota; Saccharomycetes; Saccharomycetales; Saccharomycetaceae
Source: the annotation of a GenBank genome assembly